Saccostrea echinata is the source of this 1284-nucleotide messenger RNA. Its product is annotated as charged multivesicular body protein 6-like. The transcript is spliced from 8 exons. The record is from RefSeq and is a predicted model, not a curated record. Gene Ontology annotation, biological process: late endosome to vacuole transport via multivesicular body sorting pathway; vesicle budding from membrane. Bases 50 to 670 code for a protein of 206 amino acids. Gene Ontology annotation, cellular component: multivesicular body; ESCRT III complex. Lineage: Eukaryota; Metazoa; Mollusca; Bivalvia; Ostreida; Ostreidae.
CGAUAAAGUGAUGGUUCUGAAAUAAAAAUAUUGUCAUUUGAUUUUAGAGAUGGGAGGAUUAUUUUCUAAAGAAAAGAAGUCAAAACCAACAGAAUCAAAGGUUACAGAACAAGAUAAAGCCAUUCUGCAACUCAAACAGCAACGAGACAAACUAAAACAGUAUCAGAAGAAAAUUGUGGUUCAGAUUGAGAAAGACAGAGAAGUUGCCAAAUCAUUGCUUAAAGAUGGCAAAAAAGACAAGGCCAAACUUAUGCUAAGGAAAAAGAAGUUCCAGGAGUCAUUGAUUGAAAAGACAGAUGGACAGCUAGAGAACAUAGAACGAAUGGUUCAUGAUAUAGAAUUUGCUCAAAUCGAAAGCCAGGUUGUCCAGGGUCUGAAAGUUGGUAAUGAUUCUUUGAAAAAGUUGCAUGAGAUUUUGUCACUUGAAGAUGUGGAGAAAAUUAUGGAUGAUACAAGAGAAUCUAUUGAUUAUCAGCGAGAGAUAGAUGACUUAUUAUCAGGUGGCCUAACAACACAAGAUGAAGAGGAUGUUCUUGCAGAGCUAGAUGAGAUUGUCAAGGUGGAUUUACCUGAAGUACCUACUGAUGAACUUCCUGAAAUAGAGGAGCGAAAACGCAAAGAAAAGUCCCAGAGAGAUCGACAGCAAGCGGAAGCCAUGAUGGCAUCUUGAUGUUGGUCAGAAUAAAAACCUUAGAUCAUCAGUGAACUCUGUGAUAAACACAUCUGACAAUAUACAUAAUUUGUAUCAAUAUAACAUACUUUAAAUUACCUUUUUUAUUUACUCCAAAUUGACAUUGUAUUAGUUAUGGUAGCAUAAUGUGUUUUUUUUCCCCUCAAUUCUGUGGAGGAUGUUUCAAAUUUUAAUGGUUCCAUAAUAUAUAUAUGGUUCUGUAAUAUAUAAUAUUGAAGCCACUUUAUAUUAUUUUGAGAGAAAAAAAGGUCCUCUAGAAAAAUAUGUUACUAGAUGCUGCAUCUUGCAACAUGAUAGACAAAAUUGUAUCAGAUUAAGUGUUUAGUUAUUAUGAGUACUACUUUGUAUACCUGUAUUUGUCAUUUUAAGUGAUGAGUUUCUGUAUACUAGUGGUUAAUUGAUUCCAUAUGUUUAUACACUUCUUUCUAAAUGAACAAUUGUGGGCAAAAUUGAUAUACACUUCUUUCUAAAUGAACAAUCGUGGGCAAAAUUGAUAUACACUUCUUUCUAAAUGAACAGUCGUGGGCAAAAUUGAUAUACACUUCUUUCUAAAUAAACAAUAGUGGGCAAAUUUGAUUGCACACACUCUUUUA